Chaetomium fimeti is the source of this 1399-nucleotide messenger RNA. RefSeq lists its product as uncharacterized. Gene Ontology annotation, molecular function: oxidoreductase activity. The transcript has 5 exons. Lineage: Eukaryota; Fungi; Ascomycota; Sordariomycetes; Sordariales; Chaetomiaceae. Bases 1 to 1173 code for a protein of 390 amino acids. The record is from RefSeq and is a predicted model, not a curated record.
AUGCCCACUGCCGGUGCCGGACCCGUUCUCGCCGCGGCCACUGCCUCGGUCGUUGGUACUCCCAACUUGGCCCUGCAUGCCAAAACCAAUGCCGAUGCCCCCACCCUUCCGGCCGGCUUCCCCGCCCAUCUGCCGGAUAAGCUAUCAUGGACCGGUUCCGACUUCAACAAGACGUCUAACCACAUCCUGAACUUGAGUGGUACCCACCAUGCCGAGAUUAGUGCCGCUCUUGAGAGCUACAAAUGCAAUGUCCGGCCAGCCCUCGGUCAAGAUGGAGACCUCGUGGAGCCUGCCAACUUCCCGCUCCCAACGCUCGGCCCAAAGCUCAAGGAGCUCAGCGGCGACGUCCACAAUGGCAGGGGUUUCUGUGUCAUCCGAGGCAUCAACCCUGCUUCUUACACCGUCGAGGACUUGACUCUGGUCUAUCUUGGCGUUCAGUCGUAUAUUGCCGAAGAGCGUGGCCGCCAGGAUAAGUGUGGAAACAUGCUCGUCCAUAUUGUUGCGGAUAAUAGCACCAAGCAGGCGGCCGAGCAUCAUCGGCACUCGACCAAAGCAAUUACGUUCCACAACGAGGAAGCCGGCGAUGUCGUUAGCUGGUUGACUCGCAGCACCGCUGCAGCGGGCGGCAAGUGCAUCAUUGCCUCGGCCUACACGGUUUACAACGUUCUGGCAGCCACUCGGCCCGAUGUGAUCCGUACCUUGUCCCGGUCCGAUUGGCCUUUUGCCAUGCCGCGCUUCCAGUGCCGUCCGGUUAUCUUCUACCAGGACUCGAAGCUCAUCAUGAACUUUGGUCGCGCCGCCCUCCUGGGCAGCGAGGCUCAUCCCCGGCCUCAGCACCUGCCCUCUCUCACAGCGCGCCAGAUCGAAGCUUUGGACGCUAUCGAGACCAUUGCGCAGGCCACUCAGCUAGAGAUCCAGACGCAGGCUGGGGACAUGCAUUUCGUCAACAACCUCGCCAUCCUUCACCGCCGCGAAGGCUUUGCUAAUGGGCAGGCUCGCACUGAAAAACGCCAUCUGGUGCGCAUGCGGCUUCGCAGCGCCGAGCAAGGGUGGUCGAUCCCCCGCGAGCUCGAGGCGGAAUGGGACGAUGCGUUCAAGAAGCAUGGCGUCAAGCAUUGGCACGUGGAACCGAUGCCUUUCUACUUUUUCCCUAUGCGUCUGUAUCCCAACUAGCCCAAGAAAGCGCUCCCCCCUUCGUGGUUGUACUUUGUUUUCGCCCUUUUCUCGUCGCAUUCUAGGUGUUCUCAAACUAAAGCUGGACAUGGGACGGGGGGCUAAAAAGACACGGGGGCGUUUGGGUUGGCAUUUGAUAUCAUUUCAGUUUUUUUAUACUUAGUUUCCUGCGACGAUAAUGACUGACGGGAGGUAGUGGUAGCAUGGAAGGUGGACACACAGACUG